Macrosiphum euphorbiae (potato aphid) is the source of this 312-nucleotide messenger RNA. Lineage: Eukaryota; Metazoa; Arthropoda; Insecta; Hemiptera; Aphididae. The record is from the annotation of a GenBank genome assembly.
AUGGCAAGUCCAGAAUUUGUAUCAGACCUGGGUUUGAUGUGUGAUUGUCUACAAGAACUAUCUAUACUAUCUAAUCAAUUACAAGAACGUACAACUACACUUAUUCAAGGCCAAAAGCACAUUAAAAGAACGAUAAGGAUUAUAGAAUCAUUUAAAGUUACUCCGGGAGAACAUAUGUCUGAAGUUUCUAAACUUAAAGAAGUUAUGGUAUUUAAAAAUAUUCAACUUUCAACAAACACUAAAUUAAUUACUAUUAAUCCAAAACAGUUUAAAGUCCAAGAAGAAAAAAUAAGUUUGUGGAAAAUAUUAUAG